Sander lucioperca (pikeperch) is the source of this 2120-nucleotide messenger RNA. It is a transcript of the gene basp1, whose product is annotated as brain abundant, membrane attached signal protein 1. The coding region runs from base 36 to 902 and encodes 288 amino acids. The transcript has 2 exons. Lineage: Eukaryota; Metazoa; Chordata; Actinopteri; Perciformes; Percidae. The record is from RefSeq and is a predicted model, not a curated record.
UGUGUGUGUGUGUGUGUGUGUGUGUGUGUGUGUGUAUGCGCACAAGCCGCGCGCGUCCGUGGAUGCGCGUGCGCGCGGGCGGAGGAUCGCCGAGCCGAGCCGUAUACCGUGCAGCAGGCAGGCAGGCACAAGCCGCUGGGCGCGCAGGAGAAGCCGCAAACGCAUUUGAGCAGCCGCUAUACCUGAGACCGCGCGCAGAGAGCACAGGGCAGCCCGGGGAACUUGAGUGUGCACGAGGCCAGAGAUCCAAAAUGGGAGGCAAGCUCAGCAAAAAGAAGAAGGGAUACAACGUAAACGAUGACAAGGCCAAAGAAAAGGAUGCCACAGCAGAGGGGGCCUCUGCCGAGGAGAGUGAAGCACCGAAGGACAACAAAGACGAGGCCCCGGCUGCCACUGACACUAAGGAGGUAGCAAACGACACGGCGGCCAAGGAGGCGCCAGCAGCAGACGCCGCAGCGCCCAAAGAGGAGGAAAAGAACGCCACUCCCGCCGCAAAGGAGCCCGAGAAGCCUGCAGCCAACGCUGAGCCCAAAACGGAGGCACCCAAGAGCGCAGAGCCCGCCAAGGCUGAGGAGAAACCAGCUGCCGCCGCGGCCCCGGCCAAAGAAUCGGCCCCUGCUGCCAAGGAACCUGAAGCUAAAGCCGCGGCACCUGCCCCGGCGGCUGAGAGCAAAGAUGAGGCCGACGCCAAAAAGACUGAGGCCCCCGCGGCACCAGCAGCCAAAGCCGAGGCGGCCCCCGCUGCCUCCCCUGACCCCAAGCCCACAGAGCCGGCAGCUCCCGCACCAGCAAAGGAGGCCGCCGCAGCCCCUAGUUCAACACCAGCCGCCGAGCCUCCCGCCAAGGAGGCGAACGCCACAGAGGCGCCAAGCAAGGAUCAAACCGUAGCAGUUCAAGAUUAAUGGACAGCUUCUUUUCGGAAAUGAAAAAAAAUUUAAAAAAAGUACCUAACUCAACGACGAUGAAGAUUAAAAAAGAAAAAAAAUUAAAUUAACUAGCCCACCCAUAUUAUGAUAACAACAAUAAUGAUAAUAAUUGUAAUGAUAAUGAUUGAUUUGAUUGAUUGAGGAGGACUGGAGCAACCACAUGGGGAAGUUUCCCACCGCUGCAGAUGAUUAUUGCCAUUAUUAUUGUUAUGUUUUAUUCUAUUUUUUCUGCUGUAGUAUUUGAACUUUGAUACGAGUCUGUGUCGGCCAUGCGCCUCGCCAUUCCACAUCCGUCAUCCCUCUUCUCCUUCACAUGUCAAGACGUUGAACACGACGACUCCCAUCUCAGCUCAGUAGGCCUGCGUUCAAACAUUCACCUGCACCCUCGGCUCUGUGGACGGCAGAAUAUCAACAUUUUGGGGGAAUGGGAUAUAGGGAAAGGGGUUGAGAAAUCACUUUACCAGCUGGACUUCCCAUUGAAUCUGUCCACUCUGCAGCCCUCCCCCUUCCACUCAUCCUCCUCUUUAGAGUAUCAUGCUCUCCGCCUGGUACCUACAAUUUUUCUUAGACGUGAAAUUGUGGUUAUGUCCUUUUUUAAACCUAUCCCCCCCUCCCUCGAUUUUUUCAUUAUUGUUGGGUUGUGUUGCUACCCAUUUUCCUCUUGGGGUUACACGCCACUUUCUCUGUACGGCAAGACUUAAACGGUUGUUUAAAUCUUUUGUGAGAGCGAAGAAUGCUCAGGCUUUCUAAGACAUUUCGGAGGUUGAAAAAGGCUGGCUUUUGCAGAGCAAAACACAUUCUUAGACGUAUAAAACAGUCGUAGGAAUUUUUCAGAUAAACUUCUAGAUUUUGUACUGAAACCCUUAGGUAUAUUGUAAGUGAACUAAGUGGUUUUUUAACAUUUGUAAUACACUUAUGAAGUCUGCAAAAGCCUCGCUGAAAAGAUCUCCUCAGUGUUCUUAGAAAGUCUGGUAGAAAUCUCCGAUCCUCCAACCCAAAUCUGAUGACAAAUUUUAACAGAAUAUGAGAUUUUUGUUUUAUAGACAUAUCUACUGCUGACCUGGGAGAGAUAGGCUAGAGUUAGUUAGGUUUUGCUUAAGAAUACCAAGUUGGUGACGUUUACUGCAUCAUCAGGAGAUGUCAGCUGUUAAGCUCUUUUCUGUGAUUGUCUUCAGUUUCUGGACUGUAUCGCUG